CUUCUCUGUAUCUCGUAGAGUAGAGUCCUAGAGUCGUAGAUUUCUAGUUCAAUAAAACGUCUGCAAUAAAUUUGUUUUGGUACACUUCUCAUCUUCUUCCUCAGUCCAAAACGUCAACAAGAUCUCUCUUUCUCUCUCUCUCUCUCUCUCUUUCUCCCUCUGGUGGUGUAUGUAUGUGAAGAAAGAAGAAACAGGUAGGAAAGAGGGAUUUGUAGAGAGGUCAGUAAUGGGUAAGACAUCUGUAAUCAUCUACAUAACAGUAGCUCUGCUGCUUCUCUUCCUCAUCUCUUACUCUCCCAAAAGAUCCCCAAGCCACCACCACGGCCGCCUCAAGCUCCGCUCAACCUUCACAUUCUCCAACAGUGGUGGCGACAGACACCACGAUCCCAUCGCAUUUGACCCACUUAUCGCUGAAAUGGAACGCCGCCGCGAGGAUAAAGAAUGGGAAAGAAAAUAUUUCGAGCAUGCCCACAAGGAAUUUGUGGAAGCUCCAGGUGAGGAGUCGCAACCCGAGUGGGAGGAUUUCAUGAACGCUGAGGAUUACUUGAACGACGACGAGAGAUUUAAUAUCACGAAUAGGUUGGUUUUGCUGUUUCCGAAGAUUGAUAUCGAUCCGGUUGAUGGGUUUGUGACGGAAAGCGAGUUGACGGAAUGGAAUUUGAGGCAGUCAGAGAAGGAGGUAAUGCAUCGGUCAGAGAGGGAGAUAGAAGUUCAUGAUAAGAAUCAUGAUGGGUUUGUUUCUUUUGCUGAGUAUGAACCCCCCACUUGGGUGCGGAAAUCAGAUAAUAAUUCGUUUGGUUAUGAUAUGGGUUGGUGGAAGGAGGAACAUUUCAAUGCCUCAGAUGCUGAUGGUGAUGGUCUUCUGAAUCGGACAGAAUUCAAUGACUUCCUGCACCCAGCUGACAGCAAUAGCCCGAAACUUCUUAAGUGGCUGUGUCAAGAGGAAAUAAGGGAGAGAGACACUGACAAAGAUGGGAAGAUAAACUUUAAGGAAUUCUUUCAUGGUCUGUUUGAUUUGGUAAGAAACUAUGAUGAAGAAGAUCACAACUCCUCGCAUCACUCUGAUGAUUCAAUGGAAGCACCAGCCAAACAGUUGUUUGCUCAACUUGACCAGAAUAAUGAUCAGCAUUUGUCAGAAGAUGAACUGCUACCUAUAAUCGGAAAACUCCAUCCAUCAGAACGUUACUAUGCAAAACAACAAGCAGAUUACAUCAUAUCACAGGCAGAUACAAAUAAAGAUGGGCGCCUGUCCUUGGAAGAGAUGAUUGAAAGCCCAUAUGUAUUUUAUAGUGCUAUUUUCAAUGAUGAAGAUGAAUAUGAUUACCAUGAUGAGUUUCGUUAAUUUUUAUUCUAGGAUCUCAGACCAGUUGGAGGAUACUGGUAGACAGUUACAAUUCAAAAUUUUCUCAGGAGUUGUGUAGAAUAAGAAGAAAGAGCUUUUUAACAACCUUUUCAUUGUCAGUGUUGCAUUCCCUGAAUUGCUCGAUAUGCAAUUUACAUUGGAUUGAUAGUUGGGGGCUUUCAAAAAGCAGUUGGAUAUUAGUUUAGUCUGACACUUCUCUUUUUAGUUUUAUCAGCUUGUGGCCAUUUUUCUUUGUGAUAUUUACAUGCAUAUCAUUGAAUCAGUAUAUAUGUACCAGUACAUUUCUAAUCAUAUUUUCGAUCAGUGAUGUCAAAAAUGAUAAGAAAUUUAGUUAGUCUUAAAAUUCUCUUUUUAGUUUUA
Molecule: messenger RNA, 1723 nt
Organism: Nelumbo nucifera (sacred lotus)
Lineage: Eukaryota; Viridiplantae; Streptophyta; Magnoliopsida; Proteales; Nelumbonaceae
Product: Calcium-binding EF hand family protein
Cellular component (GO): endoplasmic reticulum
Molecular function (GO): calcium ion binding
Source: RefSeq, a predicted model, not a curated record